UUACCCCACGCCUGUCCCCUGGUUGAGUUCCUGGUUUCAGAGGUGGGAAGAGCCAUCACCGUACAGGUGACAGUGGUUCCUGUGUCCAGAAUCCAGGCUAGAAGCCUCUUGUGCCCCGAUCUCAGGGUUAACUCCCAGAUUGAACUACCAUGAAACUGCACCGAAAGUCCGUGCUCAGUUUCUUCCACGGAUACAGAACACAGGCUCCAGACCGGGAGGGCAUCUUGCUAAAGAAGGGAGCCCGAAAUAUCAGCUAUCAACGCCGCUGGUUUGUCCUCCGGGGAAACCUCCUCUUCUACCUGGAGCACCAGGCAGACCGCACACCCCUGGGCCUCAUCCUCUUAGAAAACUGCCAGGUGGAGCCACGCCUCGGGGCCACAGAACCCUAUGCCUUUACCAUCUUGACCCCCGGAGUUGAGGGCACAGAAGGUGGGCGGACCUACAAGCUGGCAGCAGAAAACCAGGGAGAGCUGGCAGCGUGGCUGUGGGCACUGGCUGGGGUGAGCUGGAGGCGGCUGGUGGCGCUACUACCCCCACUGGAGGCCCAGUACCGGGAGCUGUGCCAGGCAGCUGGCCAAGAACCCAGCGCACCCCCAGAGGACUGUGGCUUCCUAGCCACCCUCAGUCCCCCCUCCAGCUUCCAGGAGUUGCACGAGCACUUUGGGAAAGAGAUCCGGGUGCUGCAGGUGGUGCGUAGAGGACUCCAGUCCAGUGACAACAGAGGCAGCAGAUCCCAGGCAAAGGGGGAGCAGGAGCUCAACAGUUGUUGAUGAGUGACUGAAAGAUGGACCAAAGGCCAAAAGGUCCCUCCCUGCCAAGACCAGCUGAGUGCUUCAGCAGACACCCAGAUCCUGGCCUGCUCCAUUGUUUCCUCCCCACCCCCACCCCACCUAGUUCUUAUUCUAACUCCCUUUAUCAAAGAACAAGGCAGGAGACAGGCCCAGGUA
Messenger RNA from Herpailurus yagouaroundi (jaguarundi), 947 nucleotides. Its product is annotated as sesquipedalian-1-like. The transcript has 2 exons. The record is from RefSeq and is a predicted model, not a curated record. Bases 150 to 770 code for a protein of 206 amino acids. Lineage: Eukaryota; Metazoa; Chordata; Mammalia; Carnivora; Felidae. Gene Ontology annotation, cellular component: early endosome; trans-Golgi network; recycling endosome. Gene Ontology annotation, biological process: retrograde transport, endosome to Golgi; receptor recycling; endosome organization.